AGAGGCGGCGGGCGCGGGCGGCCGAGCGGAGCCGAGCGCAGUCGAGCCGCGCCGAGCCGGGCCGAGCCGGGCCGGGCCGGGCCCAGGAGCGCGCGGGCGAUGCGGGUGGCCAGGCCGGGGUCGGCCGACCCCUGAACCUCGCGCCCCGGGCCAGCGAGGGAGCCCCGCGCGGCCACGCGCCCCAGCGGCCGGCCCGCCAUGGCCGGGGUCAGCUACGCGGCGCCCUGGUGGGUGAACCUCCUGCACCGGCUGCCGCACUUCGACCUGCACUGGGAGACCACCAGCAGUCAGUUCCGGCCCGAGGACACCGACUACCAGCAGGCGCUGCUGCUGCUGGGGGCCGCCGCGCUGGCCUGCCUCGCCCUGGACCUCCUCUUCCUGCUCUUCUAUUCCUUCUGGCUGUGCUGCCGGCGGCGCAAGAGCGAGGAGCACCUGGACGCCGACUGCUGCUGCACCGCCUGGUGCGUCAUCAUCGCCACGCUGGUCUGCAGCGCUGGCAUCGCCGUGGGCUUCUAUGGCAACGGGGAGACCAGUGACGGCAUCCAUCGGGCCACCUACUCGCUCCGCCAUGCCAACCGCACGGUGGCAGGGGUCCAGGACCGCGUGUGGGACACGGCCACCGCUCUGAACCGCACAGCAGAGCCCAGCCUGCAGAGCCUGGAGCGGCAGCUGGCCACGCGGCCAGAGCCCCUGCGGGCGGUCCAGCGGCUGCAGGGUCUGCUCGAGAUGCUGCUGGGCUACACAGCUGCCAUCCCAUUUUGGAGGAACACGGCUGUGUCGCUGGAGGCACUGGCUGAGCAGGUGGACCUCUACGACUGGUACAGGUGGCUGGGCUACUUGGGGCUGCUGCUGCUGGACGUCGCCAUCUGCCUGCUGGUGCUGGUCGGCCUCAUCCGCAGCUCCAAGGGCAUCCUGGUCGGGGUCUGCCUGCUGGGGGUCCUGGCCCUGGCCAUCAGCUGGGGCUCGCUGGGCUUGGAGCUGGCUGUGUCUGUGGGCUCCAGCGACUUCUGUGUGGACCCUGACACCUACGUGACCAGGAUGGUGGAGGAGCACUCGGUGCUGAGUGGAGAGAUCCUGCAGUAUUACCUGGCCUGCUCGCCCCACGCGGCCAACCCCUUCCAGCAGAAGCUGUCGGGCAGCCACAAGGCGCUGGUGGAGAUGCAGGACGUCGUGGCUGAGCUCCUGAGGACCGUCCCACAGGAGUACCCGGCCACCAAGGACCCCCUGCUCCGAGUCCAGGAGGUGCUGAACGGCACGGAGGUGAACCUGCAGCACCUCACCGCCCUAGUAGACUGCCGCAGCCUGCACCUGGACUACGUGCAGGCCCUGACAGGCUUCUGCUAUGAUGGCGUCGAGGGCCUCAUCUACCUGGCCCUCUUCUCCUUCGUCACAGCCCUCAUGUUCAGCUCUAUUGUCUGCAGCGUCCCUCAUACCUGGCAGCAGAAGAGAGGCCCCGACGAGGACGGGGAGGAGGAGGCUGCCCCAGGGCCGCGGCAGGCGCACGACAGCCUCUACCGCGUGCACAUGCCCAGUCUGUACAGCUGUGGCAGCAGCUACGGCAGUGAGACCAGCAUCCCGGCUGCGGCCCACACUGUCAGCAACGCCCCGGUCACCGAGUACAUGAGCCAGAAUGCCAACUUCCAGAACCCCCGCUGUGAGAACACCCCCCUCAUCGGGCGCGAGUCCCCACCGCCCUCACGCUAUCUGGCUGCCCUGGACUCUGGCAGCCACGCAGGCUGGCAAUUUAAGCCCAUGGACAGUGCCCGAACGUUGUGGUGGCCGUGUCCUCAGAGUGACAGUACACCUCCAGCAUGAGAGCCAAAUACCUCGCCACGAGCCAGCCUCGCCCCGACUCCAGCAGCAGCGGGCACUAGACCGCCCGGGCCAGCCACCACCCCACGUGCCAACCGCCCUCUCCUUCCCGUGCCAGCACUGCCGCUUAUAUCCGUGCUGCCCGCCGGACCCUCUGCACGUCGCCAGGCCCGCUGUGGGCACCUCUGCGGCCCCUUGCCCUCCCCUCCCCUUCCUGCAGGGGCGUGGGGUUACCUGGCAUGAGCCCCAGGCCGGUGGAGACGCAGAGCUCUGGGCCUGCAUCCUCUCCUUGGGUCACACACCUGGACACGUGGCAGCGCUGCCACCAAAGCCCGGGCCCUCCCGGCCCCACCCCCCUCGCCCCUCUGCCUCUGAGGAUUCGAGUUCCCAGAGCCCUGCUCUGGGCCGGACACGACGGUGCUGUGUCCCUGACGCUCCCUCUGCAGCACGCUGACCCCCGGACCCUGCAGCCUCCUGGCCUCGCACCCCAGCCCGCUCCUUCCCUCCUGCAGCUCUGACGCUUUUCCUGUGUGCCCUCGAUGCUUCUGGGCCUCGCUUCUUGGUUUGCAGGCAGCACAGGGCCCUGUCUGUGCUGGGCAUCUGGGGGACGGCGGUGUGCCCGCCCGCUCGUCUGUCUCCCCACCGUGGAGACUCCUGCGGCUUGUCCAUGCGCCUCUCUCUGCAGUGUCUGGAGCUCCUUCCUCCUCUCGCCCCGCCUGACCCCAGGCCCCCUCCUGACGGCUGCCCAAAGCCUCCACGGGGAGGCCCCCUUUCUCUGCCUCCUGUCCACUGUCGCUCUCUCCCUCAGCGCCUGCCCUGCCCGUGGCACCCAGCCCUCUGCAGUGGCAGGAGGACAGCAGGUGCCACGCCGAGCCCAGGCCGCUCAUUCACUGCUGGCCGUCUUCUUGGUGCCAAACCCCCUCCCCCACCCCAGAGACUUGGCAGCUCCGUCUGGGUCGUUUUUUGCACUAACCACAUUUGUCAUCUCCAGGGCAGGAAGCUGCGGGCCAAGCGGCACUGCCUUCUCGGUUCCCUCUCCAUCCAGGACAGGCGCUGUGCCCCGGAGCCCGGCCUCGAGGGCUGGACCCGAGCUGGCUGUGAACGCGCCCUCGGCCCCUGCUGCCCCUCUUGGGACUAACCACUAACCUUACCCCAGCCUCCACGGAUGCCCCUGGCAGAGCCGCGAGCAUGACCCUGAGUCCAGGCCAGAGACAAGGCCCAGGACAGCCGGCUGGGAGUCAGGCUGGAAUAGCCGUUUUUUCUUGGGGUGCUGCUGGGGGGGGGCGUGUAGACCGACAGGCAGCCGGAGGGCCUGGAGACCCCUCCCCAGGGGCAGUGCUGCCUCAGGAGGACCGUGUCCUCAGGAACGAAUGUCCCUUGGGCUGUAGGACCGAGGUCCCUGCGGCCUGGGUCUGCCCGCCUGUGAAGUGGGAGCAAGGCUUCCCUAAGGUGCUUUUGGCUUUAGUGUACAAUGUUUGCUGUUUCCUGCCGUGGAGGGUGGGGCCGCCCCCAAACCAGGACAGGAAGUGCCCUGCCAGCCCUGGCCCAGCCAGCCUGACAUGGACAGGCCGGAUGUGGGCUCUGGCCUGUGUGCCUGGCCAGGGGCAGCAGAGGACCACCCACAGCCACGUGUGAGGGCCCAGGCUGGGGUCCCGCAGCGGGGAACAGGCAGCUGGCCUGGCAGUUUACAGACACAUGGUCUCUUCCCCCAGAGCAGGGGGCAGCACCCCUUCCCUGGACAGGCCUGGGGGAGGCUGCCUUCCCUUCCUCUGCGGUCCCCCUUUCUUUGUGCUGGUGUCUGGGACCAAAAGUGUGGGUAGGGUGGGGGCCAAGCCACGUCUGCUCCGCCCUGGGAGGGGAGGGGAGUGGGUGGGCAAAUAUGGAGGUGCCCCAGGUGCGCCUGGGGCCCUGAGCCUUGAAUCUGAGCCCCUGGACAUGGCCACACCUCACUACAGGGCCCUGUGCUCCAGGGGCUGCCUGGCCCUUGUUCUGGUCCCCUACCAGGCCACAGGAGGCCUGCCCAGUCUUUCUUUGGGCUCCACCCAGGUCAGGAGGGGGCGUCAGCAGCCUGGCUGGGUGCUGCCGUGCGCCCCGCCACCGCUCAGAAGCACAAAUGGCUGCUGCGGCCGGCGGGCGGGGCCGCGAUGUGAAUGUACAUAGCAUGGGAGGUGGCAUUGUGCUCAGUGUCCACCGUGCGUCAUGUGCGCGUGCUGCCCCGUCUGUGACUCCACCUGCGUUCCCUCUGCUCACCGAGGUUGGAUAAAGGAAAAGGGGAAGAGUCAAAAGGGGUUCAAACCCAAGCCUCAGUCCGUGGAGAGGGAGCGCAUCCUGCCGUUGGUUUUCUGUUUCUGGGUUUUCGGGCCCCUUUCCUAACCACCCCCAUCCCGGUGACCUCUUCAUAUCCACUCCCACCCUGCACCAGUGGGCCUUGCGCCCCUCAGGCCCUGCUGCAUCUUGGGGGGUGGUCUUUAACCACGUGGGGGUAGGGGUGCUGUGGGGAUGGAGGGUGGGUGCCCCUGCCCAGCCCCCAACGGGCUGGGCAGCAGGUGGCAGGGCCCUCUGGGCAGGUGUCCACUCCCCCUCCCCUGGCCUGGUGGGCAGGGUUGGGGAGGGGGCGGGCCUGGUAGGAAGCCCCAGACCCUUCCCCUGCCAGGGCCACCCCAUGUCACUAUGCAAGUGCAGACGGAGCACCAGUCCCCUCCCUGCCCAGGACCCCUGCCAGCCCCAGGAGGGGUGGGUGGGGCGGGUGAGACUAGGGCCUUUGUGGGUUUUUUUUUUUGUUGAGCCGUAAUGGUUGUGUGCCGCAUCACUUUAUAUUUGUUACAUAUAACAUAUCUGGGUAUAGUUUUGUUAAGACUCCGACCCUCCCGGUUCCCUCCUGGCCCUUGCACCCGGUCCCACGGCCCCCACCCCCAUUCCUCCCCGCUUGUCAUUUAGCCUCCUGAGCAGGGACUGAGGCCCGAGCCUCUUCAUUUUCCUCCAACCUCCGCAGGGCCAUGGCUGUAUGUGCUGUCGCUGUGUGUUUUUUUGUUUUUUAAACUGGGUUUGGGGUUUGAUUUUUUAUUUCUUUGGGGGCUUUAUUUUUCUUAGCAAAUACUAAAAAUCUCGUCAAUGUAAUUUCUGUGGUUUCUAUUCAGCUUGGGUUUCAUGUUUUAAAAUAAACAAAUUUUAAAAAACAG
Equus quagga is the source of this 4991-nucleotide messenger RNA. RefSeq names its product tweety family member 3 (gene TTYH3). Gene Ontology annotation, cellular component: plasma membrane. Gene Ontology annotation, molecular function: volume-sensitive chloride channel activity; intracellularly calcium-gated chloride channel activity. The transcript has 15 exons. The coding region runs from base 199 to 1815 and encodes 538 amino acids. The record is from RefSeq and is a predicted model, not a curated record. NCBI's taxonomy places the organism in Eukaryota, Metazoa, Chordata, Mammalia, Perissodactyla, Equidae.